Molecule: messenger RNA, 279 nt
Organism: Cercopithifilaria johnstoni
Lineage: Eukaryota; Metazoa; Nematoda; Chromadorea; Rhabditida; Onchocercidae
Source: the annotation of a GenBank genome assembly
AUGAUUUGUGCUAUGACGGAGGAAUUUCACGAUGCUGUCAUAAAAUACAAAAAGAUGCGAGCACGUUUUGAUCAACGGCAAAAACUAAAAAACGAAUAUGAAUUACUGAUUAAAUUCGAUGAACAUACAUAUGAAUUGUUUGGAUUAUAUCAGCAAGCAAUAGUUGGUGACAUAAAUGUGCCGAAAAUAAAUUAUCGCGAUCCAAAUGAAAUGUCGUAUAUGUGGUCAUGGAUUAAGGGAAAUCGUAAAUGGCAUGCAUGGAAUAAGUGCAAAGGUUAA